AUGGAUUAAAUUUUAUUGGAUGUCUAGUAAAUGACUCAAUCAAGAGUUGUUCAAAUCAAAGAUUAAGUAAUAUCUAUUCUCUAAUUCUAUUUUUAGAAUGAAAUCAGAAACUAUUUUGCUAACUUACAAUUAUCAAAUCAUUCUAUUUCAACAUUACAAUCACUUCAACCAUAAGAUCUAUCAGACCAAUUAGUCUACUUAACCAUCUAAAUUAUUGAUGUCUUAGACUAAGAUGUAUUCAUAGGAGCAGUCUAAUAAAAUAAUUAAGUCAUUAUCUACCCAUUAGGUUGUGAUGAAUCCUCUAUUGAUGGAUAACCACUCUAUUUUGAUAAAUCAUCAUAUACAGCCUGUAUCCUUGAUCCUAAUUGUCAAUACAAACCAACCAAAUCUAUUGUUACUCUCUAUUCCAAUUUCAAUGAUUCUAUCAAACCGAAAAUAUUCAACAAAUUCAACAUCCUAGCAUUUAAAUAACAAUACGAAGAAGAAAUCUAUUUCAAUGUUAUUAAAUACAUUCAACCAACAUACAAUACUUAAAACAAUAAAUUGUUACUCUAUUAAUAAUUAAUCAAUAAUUUCAAUCAUACACUUAAAGAUCCUUUGGCUUCAGAACUAUUAGCCUUACAUCUUCUUUCCUAUACCAAAUAUGAAACCUAUGCUGAUGGUGCUAGAUAAAUAUUUAAUAUUUUUGGUCUUAAUCAAAAUGAUGCUCAAUAAUUAAAAUCUAUCAUUUCAUCUAUUUAUUCCCCUACACUUUACAUUCCCUUAGAAUAUGAAUUUCUAUCUAAUAUUGAAACUCUCUCCAAAAAGAAUUUUGAUGAAAAUACCAUCUCUUAAGGAUUACUUUGUAUUCCAACUAAUAUGCACUCUUAAAUUAUUGUUGAUGAAACCUUAAUGAAAGAAGGCUAAAUUUCAGGAAAGACUUUACAAAAUCUAUAAAAUAUUCAGAAAUUCAUUUAACAUUCUAAAAUUGGAAUAGACUUUUAAUAUUCUAUGGUCGAAAUACCUGUUUAAACUAAUGUAAUCAUACUCUCUACAGGUAAGACAUUCAUAUAAACUCCUGAUUCUAUCAAGAUUAAUCAAGUUGAACCUUAAAAACUGAAUUCUAAUAUUCAAAUUGAUUAUAAUGGAUUAGAACAAUUUAUUAUUUAAGUUCAUUAAGAAUAGAUGCAAUUAAAUAUUGAUGAGGAAUUGAAGAAAUUAAUUAAUUAAAAAUACAUUGAAUUAAGACAAUAGAAUGAUUUGAAAAUUGAUGUUAACAAUUUAAAUAAUUGGAUUUUAUAGAUGAAAAUAUUGAGUAUUGUUAAAUAGGAAAACUCUAAUUAUAAUAAUUUUGAAUAUGCUGUCAAUUUGGAUUUAGAAAGAAUCAAGAGAAAUUUGUGA
This is a messenger RNA of Paramecium sonneborni, 1380 nucleotides long. The record is from the annotation of a GenBank genome assembly. Lineage: Eukaryota; Ciliophora; Oligohymenophorea; Peniculida; Parameciidae.